Messenger RNA from Cuscuta campestris, 1835 nucleotides. The record is from the annotation of a GenBank genome assembly. Lineage: Eukaryota; Viridiplantae; Streptophyta; Magnoliopsida; Solanales; Convolvulaceae.
GCUUUUCUUUCGCCUCAAUGGAUUUUCCAAUCUUGGUUUUCACUUGUAUUACUCGUUGUCGGCAAUCAAUAACAGCUUGAUGUUCGGCGAGCCUAUCCAUACUAAGGAUAACGUCGAACUCCUUGUAUGGUCGGGCUAAUGCAGACUUACUUUGAACAGGGGCCAUCGGAAAUGGUUUUCCAAGGUUCAUGGGACAUUCCUUCCGGAAGUGUCCACGUUUACCACAACCUACACACAGACCUUGGGCAAGCCAGCACUCGCAUGGGUGGUGUUUUCCGCACAUAUCGCACAAUGGGUGUUUCCAUCCUCUUGACUCGUUAUCAUAUGCUACCGAUUGAGUUUGCAUUGAUUUCCCCUUCUUUGACCUCCCAGCCCUCCGCCACCCGUCGACGCCCGUCCUCGCCGCCGACGCACGUCCUCGCCAGCCCCGCCGCUGUCGCGUGGGUGCAGCAAGCGGGUCGGAGGGUCGGGAGGCGGUGGGCAGCUGCGGGCAGGAGCGGCGGCUGCGUGCAGGAGCGGUCGGGGCGGCAGCAGCGGUUGGGGCGACCUUGGAAGUCGGUGCGGCAGGAGGGUCGGCGCGGCAGGUGUUCGGCAGCGGUGGGGAGCAGCGGCAGCGCUCAAGAGGUGACGGUCAACAGACUUCCCCCGCCGGACCUCCUCUUCCUUUUUGCAGUUGCAGUGAACUUGGAGAUUGUCGUACAAAUGAGCGAUAAUGAGAACCCGCCUCCCCCCACGAAGACUGAUAGAGAGGUGUUGGCACGUUUGAGGAAGUCCGUCAUUGGUAGAUGGAGACCCUCUUCUCGCCAGGGAUCGAGCACAGCCACUACAUCCACAGGCACUCCCUCUAUUUCCUCGAGUCCAUUCACUGACACACAGGUGUCCCCCUCCACCCCACGUACUACGCCAUCUGGCCCUUGUACGUCAGCAUCUAGGGUCGGGGAGAGUACUGAGGAUCAGGAGGACGGAGGUGGCGAUGACCACAACUCCGAGGACCGCAUUGAAGAUGGACACCGUGGUGGGGUUCGAGAUGGUGAGGACCGCGAUCACGAGGACGAGGAGGGUAGAUAUCACGAGGGUCCUGGUCAUCGGGGUCAGUUCGUGUAUGUCAAUUCGGAUGACGAGGUUACAAUCACUAGCGCUGGUGCUGGUCUUAUCACACCGGCAUUCUACGAGAGGACGGACACAACUGGCAUGUCGUGGGGCAAAGUCUCAACGACGACGAAGGAGUUCUACUAUCGAGAGUUCAAGAAAAAUGCUAGAGUGGAUCCGUCAAUCGAUGAGGGCAGGCUGAGGAAAGCUUUUCUCAAGAAAGCUGCAGAACGGUACGCGAAUUUUACGUACAAUCAAAGGAACCCAAGUCGAUUGAAGAAGAAGAAGAUGGACCCGAGGCCAUUUGAGCAGUUGAAGAAGGUUUGGGAAGAGGAUCCGGAGUUUCUGGAGUUGAGUAAGACUAAGAAGAAGAACAGAAGGAAGGGAAAAGAGGAUGGUCCUGCUCUUGGGACGUAUUGUGGAGGUUCAGUUCCAUUUUCUGAAAAUAUGAAUCGAUUGGCUAAGAAGAAAGGGGGGUCUGUGUCGUUGGAUGAGGUUAUCAUCCACACAAAGACAAAGAAGCACGACGGCAAGACUUGGGUGGAUCCUGAACAUGCUGAGCUACAGGAGGAGAUGAGGAAGCUAUAUGGUGGUAACCUUCCUCGACGAGGCGAUGAUGGAACGGGAGGGGCAGGGCAGCCCGGGAUUUGUUGAGACAUUUACGACCUUAGCUUCCUCCAUUUUAAACACUUGACACUAACAUUUUAGUAUUUAUUGUUAGAACAUAAUGAAUUAUGUUACAUUUG